AUGAAAUAUUGUAUUCAAAUCAAUGAUAUUCCUACUUUCAACGAUAUAGCUUCUAAAUUCAAAUACAUUGAAUUCUCAUUAGAACAAUUACUUGAAUUACUUAAAUUAUCACCAUUUACAUGGUCAUUUGCAUCGGAAAAGAUUGUUGAAAAAGAACCAGAUGGAUCAGUUUGUAUUCCAUUAACAAGAUAUUAUUCGAUUUCAAAAGAUAAUGGUAUUAUUCCAGCACAAGUUGCUGAUAUCAUUAUGAAAGAUCCCGAAUUACAAUCACAACUCACAGCAUAUGAUUGCAUCAACUUGUUAUCAAUGAUUCAGCCUAAAUAUUCAGAUAUCAAUCCAUUAAUUUCUUUACUGAAGAAAUUCAAAUUGAUCGAUGAUCAAUUUUCAAUGAACAAGAUUUAUUACCAUAUUUAUCAAUCACCUCAAUUUGAUCAGCUCAUGAAAGAAGAUAUUAUUGGGGUUGCAAACAUAAUCCCAAUUCGGCCGACUUUUAUUAAAAAAGUUAUUGGAAUAGAAGUUCCAAAAGAAUUUUUUGAUAAAAUCGUCAACAUUUACAUCACAAUGAGCAUCCCUUCAACAAGUAACCUGACAAAUGCAGAAGAUUUUGUCAAUUUCAUUACAAAUCCAGUAAAUCGGAAACAUGUUAAUAUCAAAGAACUUUGCAAAUCAGCAAAGAAUAUUCAUGUCAUCAAACUCUUCGAAUAUACACAAGAAGAGUAUGAAUAUUUGAAAACGGUCGAUUUUAUGAACAAUUUGUUGUUAUUGUUUAAUCCAAAUAAUGAUAAAUUCUUUUCUAUCCCAGAAAUUCUCAAAUGUAAUAUUUCUAAAACGAUCAUUCAUGCAAUUUUAACGAAACAAUUGAGUGACAAUGAUAUCAAUGACAUCCAAAAGUUCGUUUCAAAUGAUGGAUCAAAUAAUUGGAUCAAAGAAUACAGUUCAAGCAUUAAACUUGAUUACAGAACUAUUUUAACUAAAGAUGAUAUUCGAAACCAUUUUAACACAAAAAUGUUAUCGAAUUAUCUUGUAAGAAGUUAUGAAGUCGAUGAAAUUUUCAUCAAACUUUUCGAUACUUUGUUUUCAAGGGAUUUAGAUGAUAAUUCUAAGGCGAACAUAUUCAUAAAUCUCUCGACAGGCAAUAAUUUCUAUGAUUUUGUAUGUUCUCGACGUGAUAAUAUUGAUCCUUCAUGUUUGAUUGUUUAUUCAGUAAGAGCACAAAAGGAACAUCUUGUCAAAAAUGGAACUCCUGUUGGAGAUCUCUAUGUUGAAAAGUUAUUCCUUUCAAAACAAAAGUUUAUCUAUGAAAAUUUGUUUGAAUACGAAGUUUCAAAACAUGGAAUGGCCAAAGCAUUGUUUAGCAGUAUUCAAGCUAAUAACAUUGAAGCAAUCCAGUUCUUGAUAUCGAAAGGUGUUCCAGUAAAUAUGAUCUUGGAUUCAAUGACACCACUUCAAUAUGCAAUAACAAGAAAUUUCGUAGAAGGUGUUCAACUCUUACUAAGUCUUGGAGCUUCGUCUGAAUUCAAUGGAUUACAAACAGCUAUUUCCUGCGCAGAAAAAUCAUCCAGACAUGAAUUAAUUAAAUUAUUUUGCAGUCAUAUCAACAUUGAAUAUGAAUCUCGUUUAUCUGAUAUCAGAAAUAUUCACAUCAGUAUUAAUGAUGCAACAAAAGUUCCUCCAAUUAAAUAUGACCUCAUAAAAUGUGCCAAUUUUCAAACAAAAGGGGCAAUUACUACUCGUAAUUUUAUGCAGUCAUAUGAUGAUGCUAAAUAUGAAUAUCCCGAUGAAAAUAUUUCAGUAUUGUUGAAUCAUAAUCGUUUAAAUUUUGGUGGCAAUGAAAAAGUCAUGAAAAUUAUCCAGAAAGAGAUGAUGUUAGCAUUAUCAUUUGUCAAUGCAUUGAGGAUCAUUGUUUUGUUCGCUCCAAAUGAUUUAACAAUAUUGCAGCCACUUAUUUCAUCUUUAAUAGAAAAAAGAGAUCGAAUCCCUGACCAAACCAAACGACUUUUCUGGAAUUUCAUUGAUAAAAACUUAGCAAUAAGUAGUCCACAAUUCAGAGCUGUUUAUUCUGUUAUCACAGGAAUUAAAAUGAUUGAACCGAUUGAAGGUCUCUCAGAUUUAUUGUAUGUUGCAACAAGACUUGGCAACAUCGAAAUCAUCGAAGAAUUGCUUGAUAAAGGUGCUCGAAUCGAAGAUGUUGAAGGUAUUUUUAAUCGCAUGUCUCCAUCAUUAGAAGCAAUCAGCAAAGAUCGAUCAGACAUUUUAGAACUUUUCAUUCUUCAUGGAUUGAAAUUUGAUCAUAUCUAUUCUAUUGACAACUUCACAUUGCUCAAUGCAAGUAUCGAAUUCAACUCUACUAAAUGUUUUGAUCUUUUAUUUUCUAAGUCAUCAUUUGGUCAUUUUGUUGUUGAAACACCAAUGAUGAGUGCUCUUCAAACAUUCGAACGAACAGGCAACGAUUACUUCAUCAACAAACUUCUUCCUCAAAUUGACACCGAAUACGAAAGAAUUGUUGAUUCAUCAUUUUGUGACUACUUAUUAUUCAAAUCCGGUCAAAUUCCAGAAUUCCACUAUAAUUCAGCUAAAAGACUUGAUAGUUUACAACAAUCUCCAACUUUCUUCAAUUCUUUAGAUAUUCCAAUUGUUUUGCGGACAUCUGACUUAUCCCAGAAAUUACUUGUAUCUGAAUUCAUUAAACACUCGAAUAAAGAGAAUGAACCUACACAGAAUUUCCUUGAAAAUCUCACCGAAGAAAGUGAUACCCCAGGUAAUGGAUGGAUUGGUAUAAUGAACCGUAGGCGCCAUCAUUGA
Molecule: messenger RNA, 2802 nt
Organism: Trichomonas vaginalis G3
Lineage: Eukaryota; Parabasalia; Trichomonadida; Trichomonadidae
Product: ankycorbin family
Exons: 1
Coding region: 1-2802 (933 amino acids)
Molecular function (GO): actin binding
Source: RefSeq, a predicted model, not a curated record